Molecule: messenger RNA, 3561 nt
Organism: Pyrgilauda ruficollis (rufous-necked snowfinch)
Lineage: Eukaryota; Metazoa; Chordata; Aves; Passeriformes; Passeridae
Gene: NLRX1
Product: NLR family member X1
Exons: 10
Coding region: 273-3242 (989 amino acids)
Biological process (GO): negative regulation of canonical NF-kappaB signal transduction
Cellular component (GO): mitochondrion
Molecular function (GO): protein binding
Source: RefSeq, a predicted model, not a curated record
GUUCUGCCUGCGAAGCAGCCGCCUCCGCAGCGGAGCCGUGCCCGGGACAGGCACGGCAGGAGGCGGAUGGGCAGCUCCGGGCAGAUCGAGCGCAGGCAGCUCGGCGUUCCCGGCUGGAAUCCGGCAGGACGAGUUUCCCGGGAUGUUGGGGGCUGUGAGCACCGCCCGGGCUCCUGAAGGAUCGCCCUGCUGAGCCCUGCUGGGGCGGGAUCCUGAGUCAGCGCCAGCACAGCCGGUUCUGCCGGGCUGGACCACGCUGGGGCAGGUGGAGGAUGUCCCGGGCCAUGCAGUGCCAGAGCUGCCUGCCCUGGGGCAGCUGGGCACGGCUGCCGCGGUCCCUGGCAGGGACAAGGGGGACCCGCAGCGUGUCCGUGUGUGCCGCUGCCGUGCCAGGUGGUGCAGGCAGGUGUUUCCUCAGGAGGAUCCUUGGCACAAGCAGCAUCUCCCUCCCCAGGGGCUGUGUUCACUACCAGGGAGACUCUCUGGACAGCUCUGCCCAGCCCAGCUCCUCUCGCCAUGGUCAGUCCCAGCUGAGGAACGUGGCUUUUGCUGGUGCCAUCAAGAAGCACCAGAAGAGCCUGUCUGCGUGGUUCAGCCACCAGCCCAAUGAGGAGAGGCAGUUUGGCCCUUCCUUCUCUCUGGAUGCCGUCCACGUGGACCCAGUGAUCCGGGAGAGCUCCCUGGAGGAGAUUCUGAAGCCCUCCCCUGAUUUAACCAUCCAGAACCAGCUCCAGCAGCCCUGUAGAAAGGUUAUCAGCCUCCACAACCUCUUUGACGUGGACGCCUGCGGGCGGCAGGUGAAGAACGUGGUGCUCUACGGCACCGUGGGCACGGGCAAGAGCACCCUCAUCAAGAAGAUGGUGGUGGACUGGUGCCACGGCCGCCUGCCCCACUUCCAGCUGGUCAUCCCCUUCUCCUGCGAGGACCUGUCCCACAGCCAUGCCCACGUGUCCCUGCGGCGCCUCAUCACCAAGAAGUACCAGCACCUCCGGGACGUGGUGCCGGUGCUGGAAGCUUCCAACCUCAGGGUGCUCUUCAUCCUCAACGGCCUGGAGCGCCUCAACCUGGAUUUCCGCCUGGCUGGCACGGAGCUGUGCUGUGACCCCAACGAGCCCGUGCCUCCCUCUGCCAUCGUGGUCAACCUGUUGCGGAAAUACCUCCUGCCCGAGGCCAGCAUCAUCGUCACCACGCGCCCGUCGGCCGUGCGCCGCAUCCCCGGCAAGUACGUGGGGCGCUACGCCGAGAUCUGCGGCUUCUCCGACACCAACCUGCAGAAGCUCUACUUCCAGAUGCGCCUCAGCCAGCCUGGCUGCUCCGGGGAGGAAAGCCAGGACCGCCGCUCAGCGGAGCAGGAGAACCUGGUGGAGAUGCUGUCGAGGAACUUGGAGCGCCACAACCAAAUAACGGCUGCCUGCUUCUUGCCCUCCUACUGCUGGCUGGUGUGCACCACCCUGCACUUCCUCUACUUCACCAGGACGGUUCCUCCCAGCCAGACCCUCACUGGCAUCUACACCAGCUUCCUGAGGCUCAACUUCAGCGGGGAGGUGCUGGACAGCACCGACCCCACCCACAUCUCCAUGAUGAAGUAUGUGGCCAAGACAGUGGGCAAGCUGGCCUACGAGGGGGUGAUGUCCCGCAAGACCUGCUUCUCAGAGGAAGACCUGCGGGAGUGUUUCGAGGUGGAGAUGAAGACUGAAAGCGAGCUCAACCUCCUGGAGGUUUUCCGCAGCGACGUCUUCCGCUUCUUCCUCAGCCCGUGCGUGCAGCCGGGCAAGGAGCACACCUUUGUCUUCACCAUCCCCGCCAUGCAGGAGUACCUGGCAGCCCUGUACGUGGUGCUGGGUGAGAAGAAGACCCUGGCCCAGAGAGUGGGGAAGGAGCUGUCAGAGGUCCUCGGGAAGGUGAGCGAAGAUGUGGCUGUGGUUGUGAACAUCAUCUCCAAGGUGCUGCCCCUGCGCUUCCUCCCCGUGCUCUUCAACCUGCUCAAGAUCUUCCCUCGCUAUUUCUCCCGGGUGGGCGGCAAGGACAGGGACACCAUUGCCCACACCAUGGCAGAGGAGCUGUUCAAAGAGGAGGAUUACUACAACGACGAUGUCUUGGACCAGAUCAACUCCAGCAUCCUGGGCGUGGAGGGCCCCAUGUGCCACCCCGAUGAGGCCCCGGAUGAUGAGGUCUUCGAGCUCUUCCCCAUUUUCAUGGGUGGGAUCCUCUCCCGCCGCAACCGCGCCAUCCUGGAGCAGCUGGGCUGCUCCAUCAAGAACCUGGCAGCUUUUGAGAUCGCCAAGGCCAUGAAGAAGACGGUGAUCAGGAAGGGCCGCAGGGGCCUGCCCCCCUCGGAGCUCAUGGACUACCUGUUCUUCCUGCACGAGUUCCAGAACGAGCGCUUCACGGCCGAGGCCAUCCGCUCCCUCCGCGCUGUCAACCUCUCCUCCGUCAAGAUGACCCCUCUCAAGUGCUCUGUGCUGGCGUCUGUCAUGAGCACCACGUGUCACGAGGUGGAGGAGCUGAACCUGACCUCCUGCAACCUGGACAGCGGCAGCUUGAGGACCCUCUUCCCUGUCCUGCUGCGAUGCAAAGCUCUCCAUCUGCAGCUCAACAGCCUGGGCUCCGACGCCUGCAAGGAAAUUCGUGACCUGCUCCUGCAUGACAAGUGUGUGGUGAGCAGACUGCGGCUGGCCAACAACCCCGUGGGCGAGCAGGGUGCUCGCUACCUGGCCGAGGCGCUGGCCGGCAACCGCUCGCUGACGCAGCUGUCCCUGCUGCACACCGCGCUGGGGGACCCCGGCACCGAGGCCAUCGCCCAGCAGCUGGCCCAGAACCAGCACCUGCAGGAGCUCAACCUGGGCUACAACUCCCUGACGGACACGGCGGCCCUGCGCGUGGUGGAGGUGGCCAAGAGGCACGAGACGCUGGACAAAGUGCAUCUCUACUUCAACGACAUCAGUGAGGAUGGCAAGAGGGCGCUUGACAGCCUGCGCAUGGACCGGGAUGGCGUCAGGGCUCUGGUUUUCCUCACGGCGGGCACCGAUGUCUCCGAUUACUGGUCCCACAUCCUGAACGUGGUGCAGAGGAACCUGCCCUUCUGGGACCGCGAGCGGGUCCGGCAGCACCUCGCCCUCCUCCUGCAGGACCUGGAGAGCAGCCGCAGCCAGACUGCCAAUCCUUGGAGGAAAGCCAAAUUCCUGCGAGUCGAGAGCGAGGUCAAGAAAAUGCUGGGGAAACUGCAGGAUGGGAGCCUCUAACCUGCUGCCCAUCCACCAGCCAGGGUGGGGCAGUGGAGUGUGCCCAGCAGCACGUUCCCUGCACCUUUACCCACCUGGAGAUGCUGGGUGGAUGGUGCUGUCAAAGGUGCUGGGUGUGUGGGGCUCAGCCUCAUCUGCAGGUGAGGCUGAAGUGUGGGAAUGGGACAGAAACCAGGCCAGGAGCAAAUGGGACUUGUUCUUCUGGGCUUGUGGAAAGCCAGCCCCUGCACCCCAGCCAGAGCAGUGGCAGGGAGCAGGACUGGGGCUUGUCUGUGAAUCUUUUGGGAGGAUUAAAGUGCACCUCUUCAUUUCCACUGAA